Molecule: messenger RNA, 3028 nt
Organism: Jatropha curcas
Lineage: Eukaryota; Viridiplantae; Streptophyta; Magnoliopsida; Malpighiales; Euphorbiaceae
Product: transcription factor LHW
Biological process (GO): regulation of DNA-templated transcription
Molecular function (GO): protein dimerization activity; DNA-binding transcription factor activity
Source: RefSeq, a predicted model, not a curated record
CCUUCGCCUUCUGGCCAUGGAAGAAGUGUGAAAAGAGUGGAAAAGCAAAGCAGAAUCUGUCCACUCCUCCUGUUCCUCUCUCCUUUUCAAUAUUUAUCCUCACGAAGGAGACAUCGUGGAGAUAAUGGAAUCCAACGAAUUUGAACACUGCCAAUAUCACUAACCCUCCCUCCACUUUGUAAGUGAGUGAUUCAUUUGUCAAAAUCGUGCUUCCUCUCUGCUGUUUGCCUUCGAUCACGUACAGAUUGUGGUCUAAGCUGAAUUUUUUUUAGUGUUUGAGAAUAUAACUGGUUAGAGUGUUGCCAUUAUCGCAGAGAUCGUUCAACUUUACCUUAAUCGCUUAAUUUUCCCUUUGAACCUAAAACUGAUAGUAGCAGAGGGAGUUCUUUUAAGGUCUUUCUCUGAUUAUAGUUUAUUUCAUGGAUUGCUUGCACCAAAUGAUCGCCAAAAUCGAGUUGAAUUUUCUGUUUUGCCUUGUUCAAGUGUUCUAACAUAAGCAUAAAUUAGCGAUCAGGAGUUGGUAGGUUUAUCUUGUAUUAGCAAUGGUACUUUUAAUGCUCAAUUCCAAGGGGCCACCGAUAAAACGAAGGGCGGGUUUGCGGAUAAAACAAGCUGGAAGAGGUUCUUAUCGAGGCAGCUAGUGAAGUGUUUAGGAUAUAAUUUGGCGAAAUUUGUUAUAUGUAAUAGAGACAUUUGUGUAUUUCUUGGAAAGUCAACGAAUGGGAACUACUGCUUUGAGGCAGUUGUUGAAAAGUCUUUGCAAUAAUUCAGUCUGGAAUUAUGCGGUACUAUGGAAUCUUAGCCAUGGGAGCCAAAGGAUUUUGACUUGGGAAGAUGGGCAUUUUAAUCCUCCAAAUUCAAGAGAAGUCGCCGAAUGUAUAACCGAUGAUGCUGCUUACUACAAAGAUGCAAAAGAUAUUUUCUCUCGACAGUUCGAAAGAAAUACAUCCAGUGGUAGCUCAGAGGAGUAUCGAGUUGGACAUGUGGUGGCUAACAUGAUGCACCUUCAGUAUGCCAUGGGAGAGGGGGUUGUCGGGAAGGUGGCUUUUUCAGGGGAUCCUUGCUGGGUGUGUUUGAAUAAUCUUUUCACUAACAGAGCCCGGUUAAUUCCUGAGUGUCCAGAAGAAUGGCUGCUUCAGUUUGCAUCGGGUAUCCAGACUAUUUUGCUGGUACCUGUGCUUCCACAUAGAGUUCUGCAACUUGGAUCAUUGGAAGAGGUUGCUGAAGAUAUCAAUAUAAUAGAAUAUGUCAAAGAUAGAUUCAACGGCCUUCACAGUGUUUCAGGAAAUGGUGGGGCCUUCUCCAUAAAGAAGGAAUUUGAAGCUCAGCUAAUAUCUCCACCAAUAUCUAGUGCCGUUGGAUAUUUAAAUGCAACUACAGCAUAUUCCUCGGUGAAGACGGGAGGUUUACUGAUACCUGUCAACAAUGUAGAGCUAAAUAGUGACAAUCCGUCCAUUGGAAGUCAAGUUCUGCCCCUGAUAAGCAUACAAGAAGCAUUUAUGCCAGCUAGAGAAGAUCUGCCAGAAGCUUUCAAAUAUGAAACAGAAAAUAAGAUUGUUAUGUCACCUAUUAGCCUUACUGAAAUAUCAACUUCAAGUAUGUUAUUAGAUGCCAUCCAACUGGAGAUGGUGGAGAGCAAGCUGCUUGAACUCUCUUUGGAAGAACUACAGGCAUAUUCAGAUACAUUUGGGGAACCCUUCCCUGAUAUUAUGAAUUCUUUUCCUGCAAGUGAAAUGACAGGGGAACCAUCUGGAGGCAACCUUCCAACCAUCAUGGAUAAUAUAGAUGUUAGCAAUUUUCUUAAAUUUCCUGAGGAUUGUGAGCUGCAUAAAGCACUCGGACAAUCUUUUAGGAAACAGACAGAAAAGCUGUGGGACACGUCUUUCAUGGUUGAGGAUACUCUGACCUGCAGCAAAAAUCAUAGUGGAAGGACCGAACCAUCCUUGUUUACUAGAGAAGGUGAUGGUGGCAAUCUGUUGGAAGCUGUAGUUGCCAAUGCAUAUAAUGGCUCGCAUGACACUUCUAAUAGAUCCAAUAGUUGCAAGUCAUCUGCUAGUUUUUCAGGAGACUUUGCUGCUUCUCCUAAACCACAAAACCAGUAUAAUACGAUUGCCUUGGUGAGUAAUGGUUCAAUCCCAUUUCCAUCUGCAUGCAUUAGUGAGGACAAGAAUGCUGAUGGUACUUCAAGUACUUUGGGGAAAAUGAUGAACACAAAUUCUAUUCAAGAGCAGCAGCAAAGAGUAUGUGAUGACAGGCAGCUUCAGAAGGGGAAUAAGGUCAAAAGAAGGGCCAGACCUGGUGAUCAACAUAGGCCAAGACCAAGAGAUCGACAGCUGAUCCAAGAUCGAGUGAAGGAGUUGCGAGAGCUUGUUCCAAAUAGUGGGAAGUGUAGCAUCGACAGCCUUUUAGACCGAACCAUAAAACACAUGCUGUAUUUAAGAAAUGUAACUGAUCAAGCUGAGAAGUUGAAACAAUGUGUGCAUCAGGAGCUUGCUGGUUGCAAGAAUUGGAGCUCAUCGAAAACCAAACAGACUAACGAAAAAGGAACUAGCUGGGCCUUUGAAUUGGGAAACGAAAUCCAGAUGUGUCCAAUACUAGUGGAAGACCUUGCAUUUCCAGGACACAUGCUUAUUGAGAUGCUUUGUAAUGAGAAUGGUCUGUUCCUAGAGAUUGCCCAGGUGAUCCGCGGCUUGGACUUGACCAUCUUGAAGGGCGUGCUAGAAAAUCGAUCAAAUGACACCUGGGCUCGGUUCAUCGUUGGGACUUCCAAGGGAUUCCACAGACUGGAUAUUUUCUGGCCUCUCAUGCAACUUCUGCAGCAGCGUAAAAGAAACCCCAUCUCAAGCAAGAUCUGAUCGUAUAAUGUCACUUUUUCAGUAGAGUUUACUUUCAUAUUAAGGCAAUACACAUCUCAACCUAAAAGACACUAUUGUAUAUUACAAGGAUUAUUGUGUGUGUAUGAAUUCGGUUGUUCUUCUAGUGGUAAGUGUCAGGAACUAUUUAUGAAGUUUCUAAAUAAAAAAAAAAA